Messenger RNA from Tricharina praecox, 432 nucleotides. RefSeq names its product DUF427 domain protein. Bases 116 to 427 code for a protein of 103 amino acids. The record is from RefSeq and is a predicted model, not a curated record. The transcript has 5 exons. Lineage: Eukaryota; Fungi; Ascomycota; Pezizomycetes; Pezizales; Pyronemataceae.
CCACAACGACACUACGCCUUCCGCGAGCCGAUACGUGAACUACAUACAGCUCCUAGUCCAUCCAUCCAUACACUUUCCACCUCACCUCACCCUCACCCUCACCAGCUUCGAAACGAUGCCUCCAGUGGCUGUUGCCAAAGUGAACGGUACGAUUGUUGCGGAGUCGAACCUAUAUGAAAAGGUGGAGGACAAUGUCUACUUCCCUCCGGCCGCGGUGAACUACCAAUACCUUAAGCCCUCCACCACGAAAUCAUACUGUCCAUGGAAGGGGGAAUGCUCGUACUACAAUAUUGAGGUGGGUGAGACGGUGAUACCGGACGGCGCCUGGUACUACCCAGAUCCAAAAGACAAAUUCCUGGACUGCAAGGAUUUCGUGGCCUUCUAUAAGAAUAAACCCGACUUGAGCAUCGGAACUAUCAUGGAGUAGCAAGC